Molecule: messenger RNA, 1989 nt
Organism: Nakaseomyces glabratus
Lineage: Eukaryota; Fungi; Ascomycota; Saccharomycetes; Saccharomycetales; Saccharomycetaceae
Product: choline/carnitine O-acyltransferase
Biological process (GO): carnitine metabolic process
Cellular component (GO): mitochondrion
Molecular function (GO): carnitine O-acetyltransferase activity
Source: RefSeq, a predicted model, not a curated record
AUGACUGUAGGCACCGAGGAAGAGUACAAGAACUUCCAGACAUUGGAAAGGCUUCCUAUACCUCCUCUAGAGGCCACCCUCAAGAGAUACAUUGACAGAACUGAACCACUGCUGGGUAGUGAAGAAGCACAGAAGACUAAAAAAGUAGUCUACUCAGAGAGUAACCUCGAGGUAUUGAGCUAUUUGCAGGAUAAAUUGUUAGAGUACGAAAACUGGCUCGCUACUUUUGAACCCCAGUCCUCAUACAUUGAACAAUUCUGGUACAAUGCCUAUUUGAUGUAUGACUCUCCAGUGGUUCUUAACGUUAACCCAUUCUUUGAGCUUGAAGAUGACCCUACACUUGAUUAUUCGAUGCGCACAGGUGUAUUCCAGGAAUACACAUUGCAAAUUAAAAGGGCAUCCCGAGUGGUAACAUCUGCAUUGCGUUUUGCGAGUCAGAUCAGGAAUAAUACAUUAAAGCCAGAUAUUUUGCGGAAUGAUGUACCGCUGUCUAUGGACCAGUACCAAAAGUUGUUUGGCUCGAGCCGGAUCCCGCCAAAACCUAAGCAGCAGUCGUGCCAUUUACAGACCGACUCUACGUCUCACCACAUAGUUAUCAUGUACAAAGGUAGUUUCUACUGGUUUGAUGUCCUGGAUUGUCAGAAUGAGCUCAUAUUUCAAAGCGCCGAAGAGAUAGAGUGGAAUUUGUACUCCAUAAUUAUGGAUAGAGAGAGGCUAAACAAGGAAAACCACAAAGGAUUCUUGGAAAUGGGUAUUCUGACUACAGAGAGCAGAAGAACUUGGGCCAACAUCCGUGAACACAUACACAAGCAGGACUCUCGGCAAAAUUGGCAGAAUUUGAAGAUUAUAGACAGCGCUCUAUUUGUCCUAUGUCUUGAUGACUACGAGUCACACCUGGAUGAUCCAAACUCUUUGUUAAAAUUGUUUCUAACAGGCACAUCUGAGAUAGAUUUCAAUAGUCCUUUCGAGAUUGAUGAGUACGUGCAUGCACCAAAAAACCUUCAGCGAGGAACAUGCAUCAACAGAUGGUUUGACAAGUUACAGAUCAUAGUCACCAAAUGCGGUAAAGCAGGUGUGAACUUUGAGCACACUGGUGUAGAUGGCCAUACAGUGCUGCGACUAGCGAAUGAGAUAUACACUGAUGCAAUUACAAGCUUUGCACAGACAGUCACUUCAAGAACGCCGAGGACCUUGCCACAAGCAGACAGUAACCUGAUAACAGUGCCUAGAAAGCUGGAGUGGCUGAAAGACGAGUAUCUGUGCAGGGCGGUGCACUUUGCAGAAGUGAAAUGUACAGACUUGAUCUCCCAGUAUGAGAUAGAGAGUCUCGAGUUUGGAGGCUAUGGUUCAGCGCGGAUCAAGAGCGUUUUCAAGUGCUCACCAGAUGCAUUUGUACAGCAGAUGUUCCAAGUAGCGUUCUAUGCACUUUACGGUACAUUUGAAACCAUAUAUGAGCCCGCAAUGACGAAGACCUUUCUUAAUGGGCGGACUGAGGCUAUACGACCAGUGACUCAUGACUCGAUCAAAUUUGUCAAAUCCGUGUUCAACCACAGGAGCACGGACACUGAGCGUAUAGAUCUUCUGCACAGAGCAUGCCAGGAGCACACGCGCAUCACGAGGGAGUGCUCCAUGGGGAUGGGCCAGGACAGACACCUCUAUGCGUUGCAAUGCAUAUGGCAGAAACUACAAGCUGAGACGCCAGACGACCCCAUCACACACUCGACACCACCGAUCUUCGAAGACAACGCAUGGCACAAAAUUAACAAGAACAUCCUGAGCACUUCAAACUGCGGCAGUCCUGCACUGAAAUGGUUUGGGUUCGGACCUGUGGACAAGGACGGGUUCGGCAUUGGAUACAUUAUCAAGGACAGCAAGAUCAGUGUCACAGUGUCCUCGAGACACAGACAGACAGCACGGUUCAUCACCAUGCUGGACAGAGCACUUAACGAGCUGGACACCAUAUUCAACAGGGCACCAAAGACUAUAUAG